Caenorhabditis elegans is the source of this 1117-nucleotide messenger RNA. It is a transcript of the gene phyh-1, whose product is annotated as phytanoyl-CoA dioxygenase. The transcript has 8 exons. The record is from RefSeq and is marked reviewed. Gene Ontology annotation, molecular function: phytanoyl-CoA dioxygenase activity; catalytic activity. Gene Ontology annotation, biological process: fatty acid alpha-oxidation. NCBI's taxonomy places the organism in Eukaryota, Metazoa, Nematoda, Chromadorea, Rhabditida, Rhabditidae. Gene Ontology annotation, cellular component: peroxisome. Bases 39 to 1025 code for a protein of 328 amino acids.
AAAAUUGAACUUUGAAAAUAAUCAUUACCAUCUUCAUCAUGUCUCUGAUGAAAUCUCUCAGAUUCGUGGUUCUUUCGACACGUGGAUUUGCAAGCAAGCCCAUUGUGGACUUCUCGAGCGCCGGAAAGGUUCUCAGUGUGGAACAAAAACAGUUCUAUCAGAAAAAUGGAUUUCUUCUCGUGAGAGGAUGCGUUGCAAAGGACGAAUUGAAGAAGUACGAAAACCAGUUCAAUGCGAUUUGCGAACGUAAAGUGAAGCCUCCGCCAAAUAUGCUUGUCAUGAAGGACGUGUCAAUUGCGAAGAAGGUUACACCCGAUAGCAUCGACACCAUCACAAAAGUGCAGGACUUCACCGACGAGCCAGUUUUGUUCUCGUACUGCGAGAAUAAGAAAGUCACCGACGUGGUUCGUGAUCUCAUCGGAUCCCCAGACACCCGUAUCACUGCAAUGCACACAAUGCUCAUCAACAAGCCACCAGACACAGGAGCACUGACGUCACGCCAUCCAAUGCAUCAGGAUUUGAUCUACUUCCCGUGGCGCCCAGAGGAGCUGACUGUCUGUGCGUGGACCGCUAUGGAAAAGAUCAACAAGCAGAAUGGAUGCUUGCAAGUUGUACCAGGAACCCAGGCACGAGGCCUACAGGUUCACGGUUACCCAGAGUGGGAGGGUGGUGUCAACAUGGCAUACUACGCAAUCAAGGACUAUGACAUGUCACUUCCACGUGAAUACGUCGAGAUGGAAGCUGGAGACACUGUGUUCUUCCAUCCAUGCUUGUUCCAUGGAUCCGGUGCCAAUCGAUCCGAGGGAUUCAGAAAGGCGAUCUCGUGUCACUACGCGAACUAUGAUCAUACGAAGUACAUUGAUGUCAAGGGAACCGCUCAAGAGGAAGCCGGCAAACAGAUUGAGGACAUCAUCCGUAAGCAUCCAAAGAGAUAUGCCGUGAAACCGGGACAGGAGGUCACUUUCGAGCUCACCUGGCGUCUGCGCUCUCGUCCAGUCCAUCAUGACGGCAAAGAAAAUCUGUAAAUGAUAACCAAACGUUCAAACUCGAUUUCUCAAUCUCGCGAAAUAAAGUUUCAUUUUUGAAAUGUACUCGAAUAAAUGGUGUAAAAUGAUGA